Molecule: messenger RNA, 1029 nt
Organism: Adineta ricciae
Lineage: Eukaryota; Metazoa; Rotifera; Eurotatoria; Adinetida; Adinetidae
Source: the annotation of a GenBank genome assembly
AUGUAUUCCCGCCAGAUUCUUUCUCGUUUAACAACAUCAACAAUUCGUUCGCGUUGUUUUGCCAGUACACUUGUACUUGCCGAACAAAUCGAAGGUGGGAAACUUGCACCAGUCACAUUGAAUACAUUGACAGCUGCUGCUCAAUUAAAACAAGACAUUGAUUGUGUGAUCUUCGGUACAGAGAAAACGAACGAAACAGCCAAUGAAUUGAAAAAAUUUACUAACUGCAACAUUAAAAAGAUUCUUCUAGCUGAAAAUGCAGGUUUUAAAGGUUUACUCAGUGAAUCUGUCACACCUGUUCUACUGGAUAUACAAAAGAAAAACAAUUAUACACAUAUCUUAGGUGGCUCGUCAACCUUUGCAAAAGGAGUUUUGCCACGCCUAGCUGCACUACUUGAUGUCCAACCAAUUUCUGAUGUAACUGCAGUUAUUGAUAAAUCCCAGUACAGCCGAUUCAUUUACGCUGGAAACGCAAUCCUAAAAUUGAAAUCGAAUGAUCCAGUGCAAAUUAUCACUGUACGUGGCACAGCUUUUGAAGCAGCUAAACAAGGCACUGGAAGCGGAGAAGCUCAAAUCGAAAAAGUGAAUAGUACACCCAACAACGAUUUGUCAGAGUUCGUUUCUCGACAAGUUCAACAAUCGGAACGUCCCGAACUGGCCAGUGCUCGUAUUAUCUUUUCCGGUGGUCGCGCUUUGAAAAGCAAAGAAAACUUCAAAUUACUUUAUGAUUUAGCUGAUCUAUUUCCAGGCCAAGCAACUGUGGGUGCAUCCCGAGCUGCUGUUGACGCCGGUUAUUGCGCAAAUGAUCUACAGAUUGGUCAAACAGGAAAAAUUGUUGCACCCGACUUAUACGUCGCUAUUGGCAUCUCCGGUGCUAUUCAACAUAUUGCUGGAAUGAAGGAUAGUAAAGUAAUUGUUGCUAUUAACAAGGAUGCCGACUCGCCAAUAUUUGCAAUAGCUGACUAUGGACUUACCGGUGAUUUAUUUAAAAUUCUUCCUGAAUUAACAGAAAAAUUGAAGAAAAAAUAA